UUUCAUCAUCAGAGUAUCAUUUUGAGGUUCUGAGGAAAAAUGGAGAAGGGAAGAAUGUUGUGUUGUUUUCUUUUGACUACUCUACAAAUAAUCAAUUGGGUUUCUCCUCAUCAGCAAGAGCAAAUCCCACAAGUUGUCCUGAAUCAAGAACAGGGUCUAGCCAAGAGCAAUGAAGGAAAGUUCAGAUUGCUAGCUAGGCUUGGGUCAAGGCCACCAAACUGUGAGCGCAAGUGUAGGGACUGCACUCCUUGUGUUGCUACUCAAAUUCCUGCAACCUCUGACAGGCUAGGGCCCGAGUUUACAAAUUAUGAGCCAGAAGGUUGGAAAUGCAAGUGUGGCUCCUCUUUCUUCAGCCCUUGAAAACUGCUCUAGGGUUUUUUUUUUCCCUUUGUAUGAUUGUGAAUAUCUAGCUUUAUGCAUCCCUUUUACUCUUUUUGCCUUCUGUGUAAUAGAAGGAAUUUGUGUGAAAUCAUAUGUGAUCAGUUGCUAAAUUGCUUUAUAAAGUUUUGUUCAGUGA
This is a messenger RNA of Rubroshorea leprosula, 517 nucleotides long. Lineage: Eukaryota; Viridiplantae; Streptophyta; Magnoliopsida; Malvales; Dipterocarpaceae. The record is from the annotation of a GenBank genome assembly.